CAGAGACUAUGUACGCUGCAACCCCGUACGCUUUUGCGUUUAGGGUAAUGCUGCUGAUUUAAACCAGGUUAAGGGCUAUUUCCUGUGGUGGCCACUGUGCACGCGUUGUUCGUUGGGUGCACGCGCAGUUGCACUUCUGCUCCUAUCGAUAUCUUCGCAGAGGCAGCGGAGCAGCAGCUGCGGCUGAAUCUUGGGUAAGAAGAGGCCUCCCUGCGAGCGGAAAACUACCUUUAUCGCAUGCUGCGGUAAUAUAGCCAUUUAGCGACUUCUGCGCGUGACUUGCUGCGUUGCACGCAUCUGCGCCGGGUCCGGGCGGUACCCAGGACGCCAAGUCAACGCGGGGAGCGUUUCGGUGCGUUCCCGACAUGCGUUCUUUCCGCGUACCCCGUUCAUAUUGCUACGCGAUAGUAUUUCCAAUGAGAGGAGGGCGCCACCUGCUGCCGUAGUGACUGGUCGCACUCUGUAUGGGCUCCGCAUUUCGAACCAUCAACGAGCGGUUCCCCUGCCUUCUCACCACUGAAAAUACCAUAAAACGACGCAGCUCGGCGAGCGGCAUCGAUCGAGCCCAAUUUCUGCAAGAUCUGGUGAGAUCCUCGCAUUUUAUUGGCUUUGGAAGUUCUGGACCACCGACGCCGCCGCGCUGGGCCUUACCUGCGUUCACCUCGCCAGCCUAGACGCGGGCGCGCGUCCUUUCCAACGCCAAUUUACUCCGCUCAGAUGGAGACCGACGACACCCGCUCCCCUGACACGAUGGACGCCGACGCUUCGUCCGGUCAGGCCGAGGACGACACCCACUGGUUUCUCGUCGCUCGGAAAAAGAAACGCUUAGCAGAAGCUACUGCGAACUUGCCACCUCCUCCGACACCCGAAGCACCGCGCAAGAGGAACGCGCGACUCCCGCCACUGCCUGUCGACGACUACAAGAUUGUGUUCCGCCCGAGAGACGGCCUAAACCUCGGUGCGUGGCCUCAUACUUCUGUUGCCCGAGCCAUCGGCAUAGCAGCGGGGCUGGACAGCGCCGUGCUCAACGAGCUCAUCAUUCGUAUCCGCACUGAACAAAAUCUUGCGGUGCUCAGCACACCGGACGAGAACCUCGCGACACGGCUGCAGAAAGUUCGAUUCAUCUCCAUGGGCGUCACUCAACACGCCGUCCAAGCGUACGUAGCCGCCCCAGACAACUCCUGCAAGGGUGUAGUCUCAGGCCUUGAGCCCAACACCACUACGACGACGCUGCUAGAAAACCUCCGCUGCUCAGGAGCCCCUGUCUUACACGCUCGCAUGAUGGGACCUACGAAUACGGCCCUGAUCACAUUCUCCGGCACCCACGUACCCCGCGACGUCCGUAUGUACGGAGCAGAACUCCGCUGUCACGUAUACCGACCGCGCCAACAGGUGUGUAGCUUGUGCUUGUCGAUGGGCCAUCGGGCGGACGUCUGUCCCACGCCCGACAAACCCCGUUGCCCGGCGUGUGGCAUCUCAAACCCACCAAAGGAACAUGAGUGCACACCUAAGUGUAUUCACUGCAACGGCGCUCAUCCCGCUACUGACCCUCGCUGUCCAUCGCGUCAACUGCCGCAACACAACAAAUCGCGCGUGCUUCCUGAAAAAAAAAAAAAAAAAAAACAUAAGGACGAGCGCCCCCCGCCCGGAUCAGCGCAAGGCCAGCCUGGGACGACUACUCAGCAGAGCGCUCAGAAAAAUAUGACCCAAGUAGCAACGACGCCGGGGAACUCGGCGGAGAACCCCUGGACUAGAGGACGCAGCCGCAGUCGCGGAUCACCCGGGGAUCGCCGCCAGACUGACCGGAGUCGCUCCAAGGGCCACUCCAAGGGCCGGACUCCCAGUACCAGCCGUUCGAGGGACCGCGGCCAUAAAGGAGAAGGAUCUGCCAAGAAGGAGCAGGCGGUAAGCUGGGCAGCGCAGUUCCCACCUCUGUCUCCCUCUCCACAUCUCCGCACCCCUUCAGUCACACAACACGCUAAACCUAAACCCAUGCCGCAACCCAUGGUGACCGACAAUGAGCCGCAUCUUAAUGACUCUGCACAAACCUCUCGCACCAACUACUGUACACAACAAGCACUGAACGAAAUGGCCGUCUCUCUAAAGACAGAAUUGGUUGCCAUAAUGCAGGCAGAAAUGCAAAAAAUGAAGGAGCUCAUUAUGGCUGAAGUCACAGCGCCACUUCAACAGCUAAUACAACAGGCCCUGCAACCUGCUGUCCAGCAGAUAGUGGCCGAUAUUAAACAUCAAAUAGCGGCUUCACUUGGCCAAUUUUCGAUCCCUCCGCCUCCAUCCAAACGCUCCCUGUCCCCUUCACGUGAAACACAAAGAUCACAUCCUUACCUUCGUCCUGCCCGAUUACCGUCACCGGACCGAAAACCCGCCUCACUGGGCCCGGGACACUCACUUCCCGGCACCUCCCAUGCAGGCCGAUGAGCCGCCACCCGGACAGUCCCCGGGUAUAAAACACAAAUAAUACUUGAUCAUGGCCAGAAACUGUAAAGGGACACGCGCUACCCCCCAACUCCUAAGCGUGUGGCAAUGGAAUUGCAGGGGCUACAGCCGGAAACGCGGAUACCUUACGCAAUUCAUUGCCACACAGCACCAUCCCCCCGAUGUAAUAGCGUUGCAGGAAGUGCAUUGUACUCCUACAAUUCCCGGCUACAACACACACACAGACACAAUAAAUAGCAACACACCACACCUCACAGCCACUUUAGUGUCCAAACAUUUGACCGUUAUCGAACACACCCUCGAAACCUCACCCAUACCGCAUGUACUUCUCGAAUUGAUCCCGUGCUCUCGCUCCCAUAGCAGCCUGUUUGUGCUUAAUAUCUACAGCGCACCUAAUGCGAGGAAGCAUGAGUUCGGACAUCUUUUUGCACAUCUAUGCAAGGUGGCUAAACAGAUGGUCAUUGUAGGCGACUUCAAUGCCCCGCACCCGGCCUGGGGUUACCAAACAGAAACACCGAAAGGACGCCGGCUUGCUCAAGUUCUUGCGUUACAUCGCAUGACUCUGCUGACAGAACCAGAUCAGCCAACACGAUUAGGCAACAGCGUAAGCAGAGACACGUGCCCUGAUCUCACCAUGGUCAGAGGGGUAGGUCAACACUCUUGGCGCAAUCUCGUGAAGAACUUGGGCAGCGACCAUUACAUUCUAGCUACUGAACUGCAGGUACAACCAACACGCACUCCUGAACGUACUGUUAAGCUAAUCAAUUGGGAUAAAUUUAGGCGUAAUCGGUCCUCCCUAGCUCCUCAGGACACCCUCUCCCUUCAGGAGUGGAUCAAACAACUCCAAACUGAUCUAAAAAGGGCAACUCAACACAUCACUGCGACAACAGACACCCGACGUGGAUCUCCAUUUGCUCCAUCUCUGGGAGGCCCGUAGAGGCCUGACCCGGCGGUGGCGGCGGCAAAAACAAUCGGAAACUUCGUCUGCGUAUUGCCCGCCUAACUACGGAGGCAGAUGACUACGCGAACACCCUCACUAAUAACAAUUGGCAUAGCCUUUGCGAUCGCCUCAGCGGCACCCUAAGCACACCUCGGACCUGGUCGCUACUCCGCGCAUUAUUAAACCCUACGCAAACCAAAAUACACACUAGCAACAGAGUCCGCACCAUCCUCCACAAAUCAGGCCUCGAUGACACUACUCUACUUCACACUCUACAGCAACGCUACAUUGCUACAGGAACCCGCCCCACCUACAGAGACUACCCACACAUAGACGCCACCUCCCUAGACGCCGAUAUUACAGAAGCCGAGGCUAGGGCGGCCUUACAGGGUAUUAGGCGCAACACUGCACCCGGGGAUGAUGGGAUUCAAUACACACUCCUACGCAACCUAGAUGAUGGGGCCAUUAAAGACUUGACUGCAUUCUACAAUGACCACUGGAGGAAUGGCACGCUUCCGCAGGAAUGGCGCCAUGCGGACAUCAUGCUAAUUCCUAAGCAAGGCAAGCCACUGUCCCUCCAGAAUCUCCGACCUAUAUCCUUAACUUCAUGUGUAGGUAAACUCUUCGAGCGCGUUGUACUUUCGCGGCUACAACCCUUCCUCGAAGACAGCCAAUUCUUUCCGGAUACACUCUUCGGCUACCGCCCUAACCUCUCUGCGCAAGACAUUUUGCUGCAGCUUAAGGAGGACAUUGUGGAUGGCCCCACUACGGCACAAACCAGAGCUAUUCUGGCCCUGGACCUCAAAGGGGCUUUCGACAACGUCUCCCACGAUCUAAUUCUCGACAAUCUGGCUUCUUCCCAAUGCGGCACACGUACCUAUAACUAUGUCAGAGCUUUCCUGUCGGACCGCACAGCCACUAUUGGCAUAGGAGAGCUCCGGUCGGACGUCAUCGCACUCGCAGGUAGAGGAACACCACAGGGCUCGAUCUUAUCGCCCACCCUCUUCAACGUGGCUAUGGCUAACUGCCCCCCUUACUAGACCAGAUACCCGCCAUCCAGCACGCUCUCUAUGCCGACGACGUUACGACCUGGGCAACCCAGGGAUCCGACGGGGCCAUCCAGGAUGCUCUCCAGGAAGCUGUACGUGUCGUGCAGAACUAUGCAGCCACGGAAGGCCUUUCCUGUGCAGCCGAAAAGUCCAAAUUGCUCCUCGUGCACAGGCGGCGCCGCAGAACCGACGAAUCCCCUAAUAUCUCCCUGUUCUUACACGGCAGCCCCAUCCCUCAGGUAGCUAGACUCCGCAUCUUGGGCCUCCACAUUCAGUCGGAUGGCAAAGCCUCGCACACUACGCACCUUUUGGGUCAGCAGAUAGCACAAGUCACACAUAUGAUAAACCGCAUUACUAAUCGUAGAAGAGGCCUUCGCGAGAAAGACGUCCUCCACAUAGUACAGGCUCUGAUAAUCAGCCGGCUCACAUAUCACCUCCCUUAUCACAAUCUCACCCUCACUCAAACUCAGAAGAUGGACGCCCUUCUGCGGAAGGCAGUGAAAGCGGCUCUUGGGCUGCCUCCACAUGUUUCCACAAAACGGCUUCUUCAGCUUGGUAUCCACAACACCGUAGGCGAGCUUUUGGAGGCUCAUCGCAAUGGUCAGCUCCAACGUCUCAGACGCAGCCGUCAGGGCUGCGCUAUACUUUCUCGCCUUGGCUACCCUGUCCCUGAAACACCCACACACGUCCCACAAUAUCGCCUCGCUCCUGCUCUACGCGCUAGCAUACAAGUAGCUCCAAUUCCCCGCAAUAUGCAUCCCGAGCGACACGCCGGCCGUAGACGCGCCUGAACUCGGGCCCUGGCACGCAUUUUUGGAGACCGCACCACAAUUACACCGGUUUUGUACACGGACGCGGCCCGCUACCCAGAGAGGCGGGCCAUGUGUUUAGCUGUAACUGACAAUACAGACGCGCUUAGGGUGUGUGCCACAGUUUUAACAACGCACAGCUGCUCAGCAGAGGAAGGGGCAAUAGCCCUGGCCAUUGUCCAUGCCUCGACCCUCUCCGCACAAGACACCCCCAUCACCAUAGUGACAGACUCGCAGGCUGCCUGCCGGGCCUUCGCGCAAGGACUCGUGACUGCACACACACAUCGAAUUCUCUCCUCUGUCCCCCCUCCCACGUUACACAGCGUGCGUAUCGUCUGAACUCCUGGACACGCCUCUCGCCAUGGUAAUGAACGCGUUAAUGCGGUAGCCCGAGGUCUGACUGGCCGGGCACCAUCGGAAGAGCUGUCCAACCCAGACGACGCACCGCCAGAGCCCCUACAUUACACUGAGACGCUCGAGUACUACCGACAAAGUCGCCAUAACUAUCCCCCUCCUCAUCCUUCGCUUAAUAGAGCAGAUACCGCUGUCUGGCGGCAACUGCAGACCAAUUCAUUUCCUUGUCUCCACAUACUACAUAUCUUUCAUCCCACCCUGUACCCUUCCUAUUGUCCCCACUGUGGGGCCAAACCCACGGUGUAUCACUCCAUAUGGGAAUGCCCUAACCCUUCAGGUGUUCCUCCUAUACCCAACCCUACCCUUUCCUCUUGGGAGUCUGCGCUGCUCAGCACAAGCCAGCAGGAACAGCAACGGCUGAUCCAGCGGGCUCGCGAAGUCGCGCAUGGCAAUGGAGCCCUGGACUGAGGGCCCCACUCAUCGAGGAAAUUUUCUACUCGCUUUACGAAAUAAAUGUUUAUUCUCUCUCUCUC
Dermacentor andersoni is the source of this 6139-nucleotide messenger RNA. The record is from RefSeq and is a predicted model, not a curated record. NCBI's taxonomy places the organism in Eukaryota, Metazoa, Arthropoda, Arachnida, Ixodida, Ixodidae.